AGUGGGGCUGGGAGCAGUUGUGGCAAAUGUUCCACCAGUCCACUAAUCUCGAAAGAAAAGGUAAUUCACGCAGCAAGAAAAAGCAUUGUAACUUGUUCAUUGAGUGGAAAUGAAGAAAGAAAAAAGUAUCGGAUACUAAAACGCUACUGUGGACCGUUUCAGAUAAAAUCUUGAGCCUUUUUUUUUUAACUCAUUGGAAACAAAAUAACAGCUACAAAAAGACUGGCGCACACACUGACAAUAAAACCGCAGAUUCCCGUCAAGUGGACUGCUACCAAGAACUGGCACCACGGGAAGCCAGGGGCUAAUUACUUUCGUUAUUCUUCUUUUAUGAUAUUUCAUCUACAUAAUUUCGAAUCAGUGUGAAUUUCUGUAAACUCGAAACUCAGGAAACAAUGAAGACAUAACUCAUCAAGUGUGCCGUCAGCUAGCCUGGCUAGCAUUGUGUGUUGUGGGACUAGCCAGAGCUAGCUACGUGAGCUAGCUUGUGAGCUGGCUAAGCGUGAAGUGUUUUCCAGCAAAGUUUUUGGCGUUAGUUUACACAUCCCAAAAGACUGGAAGAGUGUUUCAGGUUAAAAAAGAAGGGCCGGCUCUCUUCUUAAUUCACCUUCACGCAUUUAAUGGACGCAGAAGUCAGGAACGAGGGUAGGGGUACCGUAUCAUCGGGGACAGGGGUUAAAGACAGCAGAGGCCCUGAGACGACCCAGUUUCCGUUUUAUCCCAAGACGAGUAGAGUGCGGGUUAGUGAUUUGGGCCAGGGACUUGCGCAAAGCUUUCGCCACCCUUCUAACACAUCCCCAGACAGCCUCACCGACAUGAUGAUUUACCCGGUUACCGGAGAAGAUCUGACUGGGCCAGCACUGGCCGCUGCAGGGAGUGGCGGCCACACCAUAUCUCAUGGAGCAAGCUCAGGGACUAGUGGACUGUGCUAUUCCCCCACCUCAGAGGGACCUGAUAGCCGUAUGUCACCCACCUCAGCAGGUUCUGAUGGGCCUUCUGUCUUCCCACCAUUGCCUCCACUGCCUCCACCGCCUCCACCACCACCGGGUUACGGAGCACACGGGAGUGUGGACGAAAGCGAUCAGCAGGAUGGACCGGAAUAUGAGGAAGAAGAGGCUGUUUUCUCACUCUCUGCGCCACCCACUAACCAAUGGUACCAUGGGAAGCUGGACCGGACAAUUGCAGAGGAGCGUCUCCGUCAGGCUAGGACCCCGGGCAGCUACCUAAUCAGGGAGAGUGACCGACGGCCUGGGUCCUUUGUGUUGUCCUUCCUCAGCAUGACCAAUGUGGUCAACCAUUUCAGGAUCAUUGCCAUGUGUGGGGAUUACUACAUAGGUGGGAGGCGUUUCUCAUCACUGUCAGACCUCAUUGGUUAUUACAGCUAUGUGUCUUGCCUACUGAAAGGUGAAAAGCUGCUAUCACCAGUAGCUCCCCCAGAGCCCGUGGAGGACAGGAGACGAGUGAGAGCCAUCCUGCCAUAUACCAAAGUACCAGAGACAGAUGAAAUCAGUUUCCUCAAAGGAGACAUGUUUAUCGUUCACAAUGAACUUGAUGAUGGCUGGAUGUGGGUAACUAAUGUGAGAACGGAGGAGCAGGGCCUUAUAGUGGACGAUCUGGUGGAGGAGGUGGGACGAGAAGAGGAUCCCCAUGAGGGUAAAAUCUGGUACCAUGGGAAAAUCAGUAAACAAGAGGCAUACAAUCUCCUGAUGACGGUGGGCCAGGUGUGUAGCUUCCUGGUGCGUCCAUCGGACAACACACCGGGGGACUACUCGCUCUUCUUCCGCACCAAUGAGAACAUCCAAAGGUUCAAGAUCUGCCCCACCCCCAACAACCAGUACAUGAUGGGAGGGCGAUACUAUAACAGUGUCGAUGAUAUCAUUGAGCAUUACAGAAAAGAGCAGAUUGUAGAAGGAUAUACCCUGAAAGAUCCUGUUUCAGUCCAGCAACAAGAACAAGUACUCUCUGAUUUGGUCGACGGCAGAGAAAUUUAUAACACUAUCCGUCGAAAAACGAAAGAUGCCUUCUACAAAAACAUUGUCAAGAAAGGAUACCUCCUGUUCAACAAAGGCAAAGGAAAGCGCUGGAAGAACCUGUACUUUAUCCUGGAGGGCAACGAUGCCCAACUCAUCUACUUUGAGAGCGAGAAACGUGCCACCAAACCCAAAGGGCUGAUCGACCUCAGUGUGUGCUCCGUGUAUGGAGUGCACGACAGCCUGUUUGGCAGGCCCAACUGUUUCCAGAUUGUGGUUCAGCAUUUUAGUGAGGAACAGUACAUUUUCUACUUUGCUGGGGACAUACCUGAACAGGCCCAAGACUGGAUGAAAUGCCUGCAAACCUUCUGCAGUAACCUACGAAAGCCUGCACAGGCCACCUCUAACAAGCGUCUGCGCCAGGUGAGCAGCCUGGUGCUUUAUGUGGAAGAGGCCCACAAACUUCCCAUAAAGCAUUUCACCAACCCCUACUGCAACAUCUACCUAAACAGUGUGCAGGUAGCCAAGACUCACCCGAGAGAGGGCCAGAAUCCCGUAUUCACAGAGGAGUUCAUCUUUGAUGACUUGUCCAGUGAAAUCAACAGAUUUGAAAUCAGCCUAAGCAACAAAACUAAGAAGAGCAAAGAAAGUGAUAUUUUGUUCAUGCGCUGCCAGCUGAGCCGGCUGCAGAGGGGGCAGAUGAUUGAUGAGUGGUUCCCAUUGAGCUCUCAUGUGCCCCUGAAGGGGAUUGAGCCAGGCUCCCUGCGUGUGCGAGCUCGUUAUUCUAUGGAGAAAAUCAUGCCGGAAGAGGAGUACAAUGAAUUUAAAGAGCUCAUCCUCCAGAGAGACUUCCACGUGAUCUAUGCGCUGGCUCAUGUGUGCGGGCAGGACCGCACCCUGCUGGCCAGCAUCCUGCUCAGGAUAUUCCGGCACGAGCACUCUGAGGCCCCACUCCUGAGGACUCUUAACGACCGCGAGAUCAACAUGGAAGAUGAAGCCACCACUCUGUUCCGCGCCACCACUCUUGCCAGCACGCUGAUGGAGCAGUACAUGAAGGCUACAGCCACACCUUUCGUCCACCAUGCCCUCAAAGACACCAUUCUCAGGAUCAUGGAGAGCAAGCAGUCCUGCGAGUUGAACCCAUCUAAACUGGAGAAGAACGAGGACGUAAAUCUGAACCUGACCCAUCUGCUCACCAUCCUCUCAGAGCUGGUAGAGAAGAUCUUCAUGGCUGCAGAGAUCCUGCCGCCGACCUUGAGAUUUAUAUAUGGAUGCCUGCAGAAAUCCGUACAGCAGAAGUGGCCCACCAACACUACAAUGCGGACCAGAGUCGUGAGUGGUUUUGUAUUUCUACGUCUUAUCUGCCCUGCUAUUCUCAACCCCAGAAUGUUCAACAUCAUCGCUGACCCUCCGUCCCCCACGGCGGGGCGAACACUCACCCUGGUGGCCAAGUCAGUCCAGAACCUGGCCAACCUGGUGGAGUUUGGUGCAAAGGAGCCCUACAUGGAAGGAGUGAAUCCAUUUAUCAAGAACAACAAACAACGAAUGAUCAUGUUUCUGGAUGAGUUGGGGAAUGUCCCUGACCUGCCGGAUGCUAUGGAGCACUUUAGGACCGAUCUGUCCCGAGACCUUGCUGCCCUACAUGAGAUCUGCGCUACUCACUCAGAUGAGCUGCGCACCCUGAGCAACGAGAGAGGAGCACAGCAGCAUGUGCUGAAAAAGCUGCUGGCUAUCACUGAGCUCCUCCAGCAGAAACAGGUGCACUACGCCAUGUCCAACAGCAACAGAGUUUUGUGUUGGAUUUACUUAUCUGUAGGUCAUCUCUUCAGAACAGGACAAGGUAGGUAUUUAAUGGUUUUGGGUAACAAACUAUAUUCCAAGGAAUAGUGUAAAUUAUGAAAUUUCUCUUAACCAACCUGGACUCUUAGUGCCUUUACAAAAUUAUAGGGCAUUAUUAAAGAAGUGCUUAAUUAAGCAAAUUAAAAAUAUUAAUUUUCUGCACAGUGAUUUUGCAGAGCAUGCAGGUUAAAAUUACAACACCUCAUGCCCAGUUAUUAAUCUUCAAAGUUUAUAGUUUUCUUAACCUUGCUUCUUUUUUGCAGACCUGAAUGUACUAUAAUGGCUACCACAAUCCAGGUCCUCUGACAACAGCAGUCGCUGCACAGGAAGGACUUGUCAAAACAUGAGUCAUAAAGCCAUAGACCAGUGACUGUCUGCCAGCUAACACUCUGGAUUUAGAAUGGCUCCAAAUUUUAUGCACUCACAUUUGUUAAAGUGAGGACUCGUAGUUGUUAUAGAAGGCAAGGUAAAGGCCUUCGUCCUUUUUCUGAAUCCAAAUUUCAACUGAGUAUCAAUAUCAGGGUAAAAAUUAGGACCCUUCUUUAUAAGUUGCUGUCUCAGAGAAUAUCAAAGACUGAUGCUUUCUGACGCUGUCCUUGAGCAGUCAAAUCUCUGAGGAGCUACAACUUGGAUUUUUCCCAUCUACAGGACUUGGGAAUUACAACAGUCUGCUGCUGCUUACAGCACCCCAGAGCCAGAACGCGAGCAGUGCUAACCUCGUGACGCAUGCUAAAUCACCACCUCCAUGGUGAGAAAGACCUGUAGCGCUGCAUCAGAGCGAGACGCGCCUGCUGCACCAGCCUUAAACACUCAGAGCUCACUGUGUAGCCUCCUUAUAGUCCAUCAGGGCAUGUCAGGCUAUGGAGUUGGCAAGCGAUCCUAGGGUACAUCCCACCCGCCACCAUCAGCUUUGCUUGAUGAAAUGCUGCACCUCAGCUACUGCAGACAAACUGCCGUCUGUGUGAUGUGGACACAGGUUUCUGAGCACUUCUGGAGGACAGGUGGCCAGGCCGAAGUUAAUCUGCACACGUUUACAUUUGAUAAACCUGACCUGCGACUCGGGAUAGACUCAACAUGGCCCGCACUUUGUUAGAUGGACGCCGUGGUUUAUGUAGCUGUGCUGAAGCUAUUGGGUUGUCAUGAAGUAAUGCAGUGCUGAUGGUCAGUACUGCACACGCUCAGUGCUAACCAGGUCCUUGAAAGUACUUAAUCGACAGUGUAGGACAGUGUUGUAAUGUGUUUGAUUUAUGCAAGAUAUCUGUACACCUUUUGAUUUUACAUCGUGUAACACCUCUCUAUGCUUCCUGCCAUCAUGCUGGUAAAUUUUGUGAAGAGGAAACAUUUCUGUUCACACACAGCUUUUGCCAAUGAGUAACAAUUUUUUAUAUGAUUAACUGUCUAGGUAGUCUAAGAAUUAACAUAAAUUUGCUCUUUUAGGCAUGCACUUACCACCCCAAACAAUAUACCAAAUUAGUGUUUUGUAGCUGCAAGACAAUGCCUGUGAUCAGUGAUCUAACUGACCUGAGAAACAGCAUGUCACUGUAAUAUGAUUCCUAUAAAUUUCUAAAUGCUUAUGUAUUUUUUAUUUUUCUAUCUGAUGGAAGAAAAGGGAAGAAAAAAAAAACAAAAACAUCACUUUUGCAUCUUGGAUACAAAACACAUAUGAACGAUCAGGCUGAAUAAAACUGUUUGUAUUGUAAGACUGUG
This is a messenger RNA of Electrophorus electricus (electric eel), 5516 nucleotides long. It is a transcript of the gene rasa1a, whose product is annotated as RAS p21 protein activator (GTPase activating protein) 1a. The record is from RefSeq and is a predicted model, not a curated record. Gene Ontology annotation, biological process: regulation of GTPase activity. Gene Ontology annotation, molecular function: protein binding. Lineage: Eukaryota; Metazoa; Chordata; Actinopteri; Gymnotiformes; Gymnotidae.